Cladocopium goreaui is the source of this 5109-nucleotide messenger RNA. The record is from the annotation of a GenBank genome assembly. Lineage: Eukaryota; Dinophyceae; Suessiales; Symbiodiniaceae.
AUGGAUCGGCUGCAGCAGCAGCUGAAUGCGUUGAGGCUGAAGACAUUGAGAUUGAGAAGGUUGGCUGGUGGAGGAGUGCAGGGACUGUUGGACUCUGGCGCGACAAAUCCACUACGACCAUUGAAGCCGGGGGAGGAGACCACCAGCUACCGUCAAGUUGAAGUGGCGUUGGCCAAUGGUGGAAAGACUCAACUGGCGAUCACCCGUGGAGGCACACUGGUGAGUCCUGACUUGGACAUUGAGCCGAUCGUUCCGAUGGGCUUGCUGAUUGGCGUUCUGGGCUGCAAAGCAACAUGGGAAGAAGGUGGAAUCACAGUCAUCCAUCCAAAGAUUGGCAAGCUGCCGAUCAACCAAAGUGAAGGAUGCCCACAGGUAUCACGUCAGUUGGCUCUUCAGCUCAUUGAGGAGAUUGAGGACAAAAAGCUAUGCAUUGGCGAGGUGGCAUCCGACUUCACCAAAGAAGAGGCAUGGUUGGAAAGGCUGAUCAAAGAACACCCAGUGCUGUCUUCUUUGCCGUCUUGGAUUCAAGAAGGCCUCAAAUGCGAAGUUGGAGAAUGGAAUCACCUACCAUGCAACAAAAGGAUGAGAAAACGAAUGAAGCGAGAUGGCUAUCUUCUUCAUCUGUUUGCGGGCCCUGAUCAAGGCUUCACACUUCAUCGAGCUUGGCAUCAAGUCGGAGGAGAAGGUUGGCAGUUGUUAGAAGUUGAUGUAGAAAGAGGAGAAGAACAAAAUCUUUUGGAGUCCAAGCUCUAUGGGGGGCUGAUGAGGACGGCAUUAGAAGGGAAGAUUCGAGCCAUCAUUGGAGGCCCGAACUGUCGAACAAGAAGUGUGCUCAGGCACAUCCCAGUUGAAGGACAUCCAGAAGCUCCGCGACCAGUGAGGCAGUGGGGUGGAGGAGAGUUUGGAAAGAAGCAUCUGACAGAUCAAGAACGAGAACAAGUCAGAGGAGAUGACCUGCUGAUGUGGAGGAUGCUCUUUCUGCAGAUGGUGUCAACAUAUGCAGCAAGAGCGAGAGGAGCAACGAAAGAUCCGUUGUUCAGUUUGGAACAACCUGCCAGUCCAAAGAGCUACAAGCCAGAGGUUGUGAGCUUUUGGGAUACAAAGGAAUGGCACAAGCUGAAGAAGGAGUUUGGAUGGUUUGAGGAGACGUUCGAACAAGGAAGUCUUGGAGGAAAGUCACCAAAGCCGACGACCUUUGGAGGUUCCCUCAAGCUCACGGUGGAGGAGUACAAGACUGGCGAUCGACGUCACCCAGAAAGAGUGAAAAGCUCAAAGGAGUUGUCAAGAUGGCCUCCAGCAUUGAUGAGGAUGCUGGCGACCGAGUUGAUGAAGCAGGUCUACAAGAUGGAUCCAAAGAUCAAACAGCUCUCUUGGCAGGAGCACAUAGCAUGUGGGCACAUCCCAUACAGAAGAGAUUGCAGGGUGUGCCAAGAAACAAAUCAACAAUGCGCGCCACACAGAAAGACGCGCCACGUGAUUGGAGGAGUGCUCUCCAUCGACACGGCAGGCCCUUUGAUUGGUGCCUACGACCAAGGAGGAGGAAUGGCAAGGUACUUCUUGGUGGGAGCAUUGACAUGGAGGGUGCCAAAAGGUCUGGAGAAGUUGAAGCAGCCGGCACAAGAGCCCUUAGAAGGAGAUGAGCCGAAGAUCGAAGACAAAGAAGAUGUAGAAGAAGAGGCCCUGGAGGAUGGAAUCUUUGGCGAUUUGCCACCAAUGGGUGCUGACAACAAUCAGGCAUCAGGCGGUGAGUUGGCGGCUGAGUUGGGGUUGGGUGGAGGAGACCCAGUCCGCCUCGCUGCCCCGCCGCGGAGCGAUGAUGUGGCUGAGUUGGGGUUGGGUGGAGGAGACCCAGUCCGCCUCGCUGCACCGCUCCCGGGUGAAGCUGCCGCUGAGUUGGGGUUGGGUGGAGGAGACCCAGUCCGCCUCGUGGCGCCACGCGAAGAAAAAGGGCCAGAAGACCUUGAAGAAACAACUGAGGUGAGGGUAUUCAGGUUAGCCCUACCCAUGAUCACCAAAACGGCCCGAGAAGUGAGCGCGACAGCCAUGGAGUUUGUGCUGCGGCUCCGGGCGGACGGCUUCCACAUAGGCCGAAUUCACUGCGACAGAGGCCAUGAGUUUGAAGGAGCCUUCAAAAGGAGGACACUUCGACAAGCAGGCCUUGAUUCAGCACAUUGGCCUUGGGCUCUGCGCUAUGUGGAUGAGCUCAACCGGUGUGUGAGGAAGGGCAUUCAACCAAGUUGUCCCCCAUUUUACCAAGAAGUCAGAGUCAAGAAAAGAACAUGGAGAAGAGGAGCCUUCGAACCAGUGGUCGAGCGUGUCCACUACCUGUGCCCCUCGACAGAGGAUCAUGGGCACUGGGUCCAAAAGCAGGGAGAACCUCCACGAGUCACCAAGUUCAUCAUGGAGAAGACCACAGAGCCGGUUGAAGAAGGCGCAUGGAUAGCGCUUGAAGGACGCAUAGUGGAUCCAUGGAGCACAAGAAGAAGGCUGAGAGGAAAGACUGCGGUGAGGAGGGUUCAUCCUACUUUGGAUCAAGAAGGCGAAGAUUCAGAAAGAGAGAAAAAGAAAGAAGAGGUGAAACAGAUCUAUGCAGUGAUUGAGGAGGAGAUGAGAGGAAUCGUGGAUGAAGAUCCAGAAGUUGCAUCUGGAAUCAUACAGGUUGUUGCAAAGCUGCGGAAGAUUGCAACAGCGAUGGAGGAGUCAGAAGAAGUACUCCAAACAAAGAUCAUUUCACCCAAGGAGGUUUCAAGAAAGUGGGGGGAAUGGUUGGAAUCGGUGGACAGCGAAGUUCAGUCGCUGACAAAAGACAAGCAGGCCCUCAAAGAGCUGACAGCAGAAGAACAUGAAGAGCUGAAGCAACAGGCAGAACGAGAAGGACGGCGGGUAGAAUAUAUACCGUCGAAGUUGGUCCAUGUGGUGAAGGCAGGUGAAAAAGGGGGAAAAAAGAAAACAAGAUGGGUUGUUUGCGGGAACUUUGAAGAAAAGAAAGAAGGAGAAGAGAACUACAGCGGAGGAGCUGAUGCAACAGCUUUUCGCAUUCUCAUUUGGUGCUGCGGGAAGUUUCAAUGGAGGGCUCAAAUCAUUGACGUGAGAACAGCAUUUUUGAAUGCUGACUUGGAACUCACCGAGGAAGAGAACCUUUUGUUGAUUCGUCCUCCACACAUCAUGAUUGAGAAGGGCUAUCUCGCACCCAACACCGUCUAUCUCCCUGUCAAAGCGAUUUAUGGUUUUCGCAGGUCACCAAGAUUGUGGGGGAGGCAUCGAGAUCAUCGUAUGCACCAGUUUGUCAUCAAGGCGGAAAAAGAAGGAAAGAACAUCGAGGUCAAGCUCUUUCAAAUGGGAUCUGAACCCAAUCUUUGGAAAGUUGUGCAGGUCAUGGGGGAGGAAGAGGAUGAGCUGGCUUCUUUGUCCAAUGGCAGAAUCCUUGGACUGGUGAUGACUUACGUUGAUGAUGUCUUCAUCGCUGCAGAAGGCGAUCUGGUGGAAGCCAUCACUGCGAAGUUUCAAGAAACAUGGACGACAUCCAAUCCAGAGGAGGUGUCGGAAAAGCCAACACGCUUCCUAGGCAUGGAGGUGGAAAAGAUCUGGUCUGAGGAGAAAGAGCGCUCUGAGUGGUUUGUAACUCAGAGUGGUUACAUCAAAGAUUUGCUUGAAAGAUAUGAUCAAGGAAAAGAAGAAAAAGAAAAGAGGAUUCGAAAGAUUCCAAUCUCAAGGGAUCUUGCCAUCAUGGAGGCAGCAGAACAAACAAGAGACUAUUUGAGGGGAACAUGGGAUCAAGGUUUGAAGUUUGAAGAAGGAAAAGAAAAGGAUGUGGUCAUACAAGUUUGGUCAGAUGCAUCGUUUGCACCAGAAGGAGAAGAGUCACAUGGCUGCUUCACAGUCAUGGUAAACGACUCUGCAUUGCUGUGGCGCUCGGGGCGUCAAGCCUCAAUCACCUUAUCCACAGCAGAAGCCGAGUUGAACGAAAUCAUCGAGGCCAUGAAUGCAGGAGAAUCAGUGGCCACCAUCCUGUAUGAGUUGUUUGAUGAUGUGAAAAAGAUUGCCUGGUCAGACAGCCAGUCAGCUUUGUCCAUCUUGUCAAGUGAGGGCGGGAGCUGGCGCACACGCCAUCUUCGAAUGAGGGCAUCAUAUGCCCGGCAGGCAGUCCUUUCCGGGGAUUGGGCAGUUGGUCAUGUCCCAGGCGAGGAGCUGAAUGCCGAUUUGGGCACAAAGGCGCUGUCUUCCAACCGCAUUGGCAAGCUCAAGGGUUUGCUGGGCAUGGCACAAAGACCAGGUGAAUCAAAAGAAGAAAAAGAAACGAAGAAGGAAGUUGGAGAAGAUCAAAAAGAGAAGGCAUCAAAUGCGUUCAAAGUAUCUCAAGCCGCCACCGCAGUCAAGCUGAUCACUUUGGCUGCCAUGAUUUCUGUUGGGAAAUCAGAAGAAGAUGAGGAGGAAGAACAUGGAGCGAAAGAACUCAAAGUGAUGAUGGUUAUCUUCGCCAUCGCCAUUGUCCUGUUGACCUUGUUGGGUCAGAUUGUGUGGAAGGUAGGAGUAGGAAAGCUUCGCCAGGUCAUCAAAGAUCAAUCUGAAGGAGCAGACCGAAGUCUCCCUGCACAAGGAGAUCAAACAGGGGUUCAACAAAGAGCCCGAGAAGCAGUCCGUGGCACAGGGGGUGAGCAGGGGUCGAGCGGCUCAUCUGAGCCCUUGGUCCGCCUCCCUCCUUCGGUCCGGGUGGAAGAGGAAAACACCACCCGACGGGUUGAGAUGGGGUUGGAUCAAGGAAAUCCAGUCCGCCUCCCUGUCCCCGAUGGAGAGACAUCAAGCUCCUCGGGUGGGCCGAGCCCGGCUGCUGGAAGCAUGGAAGCUCGAAUUGAAGAAGAGCUGAUCAGAAUCAUCCAAGAAGAAGCAGAAAUGUGGAGAGAAAUUCGGCAGACUCCGCUACCACCAGUGAUCAUCGAAGAAGUGGAGGAGAACGAUGCAGAAGGCAUCUACAAGGUCCACGAGUCGGACAGCCCCGACCAUUCAAAUGGUGUCAGGUUUGCAGAAGGGUUGCCUGCAAACGAGGGGAAGGCCACCACCAGGGACUUCACUCUAUCUUUCUGUAACUGGCACCGCAGCACACUCAGAUGA